AUGGAAGAAGAAGCAAAUGAAGUAAAGAGCCAUGCCAAGCUAAGCUCCACCUCCAAGAACAAGGAGAUUUCAUUCAAGGCAAGUAAGAGCAAACAAGUUCAAGAAUCUAGCUCAAGUGAAGAUGAGAGCUCCGAAGAUGAAGCAAUGGCAUUCUUCGUGAAGAGGUUCAAGAAAUUCAUGAAGAAGAAGCAAAAUGCAAGAUUAAAGAAGAUGGAGAAGAGGCAAAAAGCUAUGUAUGCAUCUAUGAAUCUUCAGCCGCCUUGUUCUCCAAUCGCUUCCGAAGAAGAAGAAAGUGCACAAGUUGAGUUUGAAAACCCUUGGGUAUUGUAUGAUGAAGCCCAAGCUGCUGCCGAGAGCUCACAAGCCCAACACAUUGUUGACUCAUCUGACGAGGAAGAGGUCUAUGGAGGGAGUUCCUCCAAUGAUGGUGACAGUGAUGGUAGCGGGGACGAUGAUGAUGGAGAUGAGAUUUAUCAGGCAGGAAAUGAGUAG
This is a messenger RNA of Phragmites australis (common reed), 492 nucleotides long. RefSeq lists its product as uncharacterized. The transcript is spliced from 2 exons. The record is from RefSeq and is a predicted model, not a curated record. NCBI's taxonomy places the organism in Eukaryota, Viridiplantae, Streptophyta, Magnoliopsida, Poales, Poaceae. Bases 1 to 492 code for a protein of 163 amino acids.